Molecule: messenger RNA, 1206 nt
Organism: Acipenser ruthenus (sterlet)
Lineage: Eukaryota; Metazoa; Chordata; Actinopteri; Acipenseriformes; Acipenseridae
Product: anaphase-promoting complex subunit 16
Exons: 4
Coding region: 118-444 (108 amino acids)
Biological process (GO): protein ubiquitination
Cellular component (GO): cytosol; kinetochore; anaphase-promoting complex
Source: RefSeq, a predicted model, not a curated record
CGGGAGUGCCGUAAAUAUUGUUUACUGAAGUAAUGCCGUAAAUCGAACUUGCACUAGAACAGUUGCGACGCUGUGUGAAAAUUUCGGAGUUAUAAAUUGCAGGUUUAAGACAAGAGGAUGGCUGCGUCGUCCUCCUCUUCUUCAGCUGGUGGAGUCAGUGGCAGCUCCGUCACUGGAUCAGGGUUUAGUGCUUCGGAACUCGUUCCACCCCGGAAAGUACUCUAUACCUACCCCAAGGGGGCUGGGGAAAUGAUGGAAGAUGGCUCUGAUAGGUUUUUGUGUGAAUCCGUGUUCAGCUUCCAGGUUGCGUCAACUCUGAAACAGGUGAAGCAUGAUCAACAGGUGUCUCGAAUGGAGAAGCUUGCAGGCUUGGUGGAAGAGCUAGAAGCUGAUGAGUGGAGAUACAAACCAAUCGAACAGUUGUUAGGCUUUACACCUUCAUAAAUGUAAAGGCAGUAGGACACCUGAAAAAAAAAAUGCCACCUUUACUUGUAAACUGUGACUUUUUUUAUUGUUAAUUGGGAAUUCAUAUUUCACAGUAGCUACCCAAAACUUACCAACACUUGUAUUUUCCUGGGAAACGCUAAUGCACACUAUAUAUGGUAGGAAAUCCCUUUUUACAAAUGGCAAGCUGAUGUAUUCAGUUGAAAACAAAAUACAAUUAAUAUAUACCCUGUUAUGUUUAAAGGAAUUGCCUUUACAUAUCUGUUCAGUAAUUUGUAAUAUGCACUGUGUAUAUGAGCAGAUCCUAUCCUAAAAUCCUGCCCAUCUGAAAAAAAAAAAAAAUUGUAAUUAUAUCUUUUUAUUUUUGUGAACAUUAACAGAAUUGAUCAUUUUAAGAGCAUGUCUCAAACCAGAACACCCAGCUGAAUAGAAUCUAAUCUUUUUUCCUUUAAAUAAGUAGGCUCCAUCUAAAAUUAGGUCUUCUCUAAAUGGAAAACAAGACCUUUUGUUUAAACCCGUCCAUCUGCAAAACAAAUAGUGUGGUUUUAUGGACAGACAGUGUACAUUUGUGAAGUCAUGUAUUUGUGUCUAGAAACUGAAUUUAAAUGUGGGAUUUUUUUUUUUUAAUCUCUGUAUACACUCUGUACAUCAAACAGCUGAGGUCUCAUCAUGUGUUUAAAAAGUUAACGUAUCUAACAAGUGGUCUGAUAGUAAAUCGUUUUUUAAAAAAAAAUAUUAAAUCAUAUCAAGGUUGUACAUUUA